UCAUGGCUGGUUUCUUGAGGAAAACGAAUUCGCAAGAAACCUGAGAAAGGAAGAUCGAUAAAUACACACACAACACAAGAACAAAACACACAACACAAAACAAAAGAGAUCGCCUUUACUCCAUGGAUUCCAAGAGCAGCAGCAGUCUAGUCGUCGACGACAUUCAACAUACUCAGUAUCCUUAUGUGACUGGUACAUCUGUUAUUGGUAUCAAGUAUAAGGAUGGAAUUCUCAUUGCUGCUGAUAUGGGAGGUUCCUAUGGCUCCACUCUGCGCUACAAGAGUGUGGAAAGAUUGAAGGGGAUUGGUAAGCACUCUCUUAUUGGUGCUAGUGGAGAAAUGAGCGACUUCCAGGAGCUUCUUCGUUACCUAGAUGAUCUCAUUCUUUAUGACAACAUGUGGGAUGAUGGAAAUUCCUUUGGCCCUAAGGAGGUACAUAACUACCUAACUCGUGUGAUGUAUAAUAGACGUAACAAGUUCAACCCACUGUGGAACUCUCUUGUCCUUGGUGGAGUUAAAAAUGGACAGAAAUACCUUGGAACGGUUAAUAUGAUUGGUGUACAUUACCAAGACAACCAUGUUGCUACAGGAUUUGGGAAUCACCUUGCGGUGCCAAUUCUUCGAGAUGAAUGGAGGGAGGACAUGAGCUUUGAAGAGGGUGUUAAGCUACUAGAGAAGUGCAUGCGCGUCCUUCUGUACCGUGAUCGUUCUGCAGUCAAUAAACUUCAGAUUGCGAAGAUCACUGAAAGUGGUGUGGCAAUCUCCCCACCCUACUCGUUGAAGACAUACUGGGAGUUUGCUGCUUUCAAAAAUCCUACUGCUGGUGCUCAGGGUUCGUGGUAGAUGAUUUGCCUUGUAGUGAUUAGAAGUUGGAUGCAGUAAAACAUGACUUGAGCUUUUGUUUGUAUUUUCAGCUUCUUUCAUUUGCAAAUGUUGCAUGGGAAGUAGAUUUUAUCUUUGUUGUUAGCCCCCUGCAGAAGCUAUAAAAGAUACUGUUUUUAAGUAAUUGCAGUAACAUUGUAAUUUGCCCAUGUUGAGUUUGGAUAUUAAGAACCUAGUUUUCACUUCA
This is a messenger RNA of Beta vulgaris subsp. vulgaris (sugar beet), 1068 nucleotides long. RefSeq names its product proteasome subunit beta type-4. The coding region runs from base 123 to 842 and encodes 239 amino acids. The transcript has 6 exons. Gene Ontology annotation, cellular component: proteasome core complex, beta-subunit complex; nucleus; proteasome core complex. Lineage: Eukaryota; Viridiplantae; Streptophyta; Magnoliopsida; Caryophyllales; Amaranthaceae. The record is from RefSeq and is a predicted model, not a curated record.